Messenger RNA from Lobosporangium transversale, 587 nucleotides. RefSeq names its product reductase. NCBI's taxonomy places the organism in Eukaryota, Fungi, Mortierellomycota, Mortierellomycetes, Mortierellales, Mortierellaceae. The record is from RefSeq and is a predicted model, not a curated record. Bases 45 to 545 code for a protein of 166 amino acids. Gene Ontology annotation, molecular function: peptide-methionine (S)-S-oxide reductase activity. The transcript is spliced from 2 exons.
CAUUCACCCCUUUCAUUUGUUUGUUCACAUUCACUAACUUCAGUAUGACUGAAACUGCUACUUUUGCUGCAGGCUGCUUCUGGGGUGUCGAGAAGGCAUUCCAGAAGUUCUACAAGGAUGAGGAUAUUGAAACCAAGGUUGGAUACACAGGUGGCGAUGACUCCAACCCUAAUUAUAAGAAAGUCUGCACUGGAACGACUGAGCAUGCAGAGGCUCUCCAGAUCAAAUACACUCCCAACGACAAGAUCAACUAUCCUAAUUUAGUCGAAUUCUUCUAUAGGAUGCAUGAUCCUACUACCAUUAACUCCCAGGGCCCUGAUGUCGGAACACAAUAUCGGUCUGCUAUCUUUUACCAUUCACCCGAGCAGGAACAGAUAGCUAGAAAGGUUACAUCCGAGGUUCAAGAGAAGCACUACAAGGGACAGCAUAUUGUUACAGAGAUCGUUCCUGCAAGUGAAUGGUAUGAUGCAGAAGAGUAUCAUCAAAACUAUUUGAACAAGAAUCCAGAAGGAUAUGAAUGUCCAUCGCAUUUCUUACGUUGGUGAAGAACGAACAUUGCCUUAUAAUUGAUUAUUAAUAAAGAUUCC